CCAGUGCUCCUGACCGGUCCCCCUCCUUCUCUCUCCUCUUCCCGCUUUGGGUUUGUAGGGCCCGAACGGCGGAUCGUCCUGGUGGGCAAAACCGGCAACGGGAAAAGCGCGGUGAGCAAUACCAUCCUGGGAAGCCCGGUCUUCGAAUCCAAGAUGUCGUUCGGCUCCGUCACCCAGACUUGCCAACGGGCGGAGGCUGAGGUGAACGGCCGGAAAGUGGUGGUGGUGGACACGCCGGGCUUCCUCGACACGGCUCGUCUCGAGCGGGAAACCUCGGCCGAAGUGAGCAAGUGUAUCGAGUUUUGCAUGCCGGGCCCCCACGUCAUCCUGCAGGUGAUGCGCCCGGGCCGCUUCACCAAGGAGGAGGAGGAGGUGGCGCGCUUGAUCAAGAAGAUCUUCAGCUUGAAGGCCAAGGAUUACAUGACCAUCCUCUUCACCCGCAAGGAGGACCUGGAGGACAAAACCCUGGAGGAGUUCAUCACUGAAGGCAACGCGGUCCUGAAGGAGCAGGUGUACCACUGCGGCAACCGCUUCCUGGCCUUUAACAACAAGGCGAAAGGAGCGGAGCGCGAAGCUCAGGUGCGCCAGCUGAUGGCCAUGAUUGACGCGCUGGUGGAGAAGAACCGCGCCGCCCCGUGCUACACGGAGGAGAUGAUGAAGGCUGACAAGGAGCACUUGGCCAAAAAUCGGGACUUCUCCUAGCUGUGUCCUUUGCUCUGAUGGGGACGGCGGCGAAACGCUUGGGGCCCAGGCUCCAGGCGCCGUGACGGCAACUCCACGGAUCGUCUUUGACUCGGCACGGCCCGCUUCAGCUUUCCGCUUCCUCCUCCGGAACUCCCCCCCCAGGAGUGUUUCAUGGCAGAGUUUCCCUGAGCUGAUUCUGUCUCCCAAGAAGCUGG
Pseudonaja textilis is the source of this 899-nucleotide messenger RNA. The record is from RefSeq and is a predicted model, not a curated record. Lineage: Eukaryota; Metazoa; Chordata; Lepidosauria; Squamata; Elapidae.